AUGGACCAAAAAGAAAUUACCAAAACCAUCAGUGCUGGUGAGCGUCGUGCACAAGCUCUCGCUCAUCUUGAUGAUGCCAAGCUUGGCUGGUUUCACAUGCGUGCUGUUCUUGUAUCUGGUGUCGGAUUUUUCACUGAUGCUUAUGAUAUUUUUGUCAUCUCUCAGGCUAUUGGUAUGAUUGAAAAAAUAUGGUAUCCCAAAAUCAGCUUUGGUUCGGAUCCCUACUGGAAGCACAUUGAUGCACUUAUCAAAGCAUCCACUUCGUGGGGUAACCUUAUUGGUCAACUCGGCUUUGGUUACCUUGGUGACAAGCUUGGUCGUAAGCAAAUGUACGGUAUUGAGCUGAUCAUCAUGAUUGUAUGCACAAUUGGUUCUGCCUUUUCUGCUUCUUCUCUUCGUGGUAUCGAUAUCCUUACUGUUCUUGGCAUAUGGCGAUUCUUUCUUGGUAUCGGUAUCGGUGGAGACUACCCCAUGUCCGCCAUUAUAACUUCAGAAUUUGCCAACGUGCGCUACCGUGGUAUGAUGAUGUCUGCCGUAUUUGCCAUGCAAGGCAUUGGUAUUCUUGUUGGUGGUAUUGUCACUGUUGUUACUCUUUCCGCCUUCGAGUCUAGCAUACGUCAAGACAUUAUGUACCUCGACUAUGUCUGGCGUAUUAUGCUUGGUUUUGGUGUCAUUCCUGCCAUGUUUGCUGUCUAUUUCCGUCUUACUAUUCCCGAAACUCCUCGUUAUACUGUCGAUGUACUUGGUGACGAGGAAGCUGCCGAACGCGACGUGUCCAAAGUUCUCGAGAUGAACACCAGUGCCAAUGUUACUUCUUCAUGGGUUGCUACCAAAGACUCCAAUGAGGUUUCUCAACCUGUUCAGGUCAAAGAGAAUACGUUUGCCGACUUCAAAUCCCACUUUGGGCAAUGGAAGAACUUCAAGGUUCUAUUUGGAUGUGCAUAUUGUUGGUUUGCGCUUGAUAUUGCCUGGUAUGGUCUCUCCAUUAAUCAGUCGGUUAUUCUCACUGCUAUCAACUAUGGUGGUUCCAAUACCAAGAUUGUAUACGAACAGUUUUUCCAAAAGUCUAUCGGAUAUAUCAUUAUUGCACUGAUGGGAACUGUACCAGGCUACUGGGUAACUGUUGCCACUGUUGAAAAGCUUGGCCGUAAACCCAUUCAGUAUCUCGGAUUCGCUGUCAUCACAGUGUGCUUGAUCAUUCUCGCUGCUGGAUGGCAAUACAUGCUGACCAACACCACUGUCUUUAUUGUUAUUUACACCAUUGCUCAAUUCUUUUUCAAUUUUGGUCCCAACACUACUACCUUUGUUAUUCCUGGUGAAGUUUUCCCAACUCGUUGGAGAUCGACUGGUCAUGGUAUUUCCGCUGCUACUGGUAAACUUGGAGCCAUUAUCGGUGUUCAGGCCGUUACUCCAUACUUUUCUCAGGCCCCUCAAGCCGUGCUUUACACCUUUGCUGUUGUCAUGGCCACUGGUUUCGUUGCCACCUAUCUUGUUCCCGAGACUAAGGGCAAAACUUUGGAAGAGCUUUCCAACGAAGAUGAUGUUGUCAUUCAUGCUUGA
Molecule: messenger RNA, 1560 nt
Organism: Batrachochytrium dendrobatidis JAM81
Lineage: Eukaryota; Fungi; Chytridiomycota; Chytridiomycetes; Rhizophydiales
Exons: 2
Coding region: 1-1560 (519 amino acids)
Biological process (GO): transmembrane transport
Cellular component (GO): membrane
Molecular function (GO): transmembrane transporter activity
Source: RefSeq, a predicted model, not a curated record